Molecule: messenger RNA, 996 nt
Organism: Lycium ferocissimum
Lineage: Eukaryota; Viridiplantae; Streptophyta; Magnoliopsida; Solanales; Solanaceae
Product: probable LRR receptor-like serine/threonine-protein kinase At3g47570
Exons: 2
Coding region: 1-996 (331 amino acids)
Biological process (GO): hormone-mediated signaling pathway
Cellular component (GO): plasma membrane
Molecular function (GO): protein binding
Source: RefSeq, a predicted model, not a curated record
AUGAGUAGAGUGUUUCAACACCCUUUUUGCUUCCAUUUCUUAAUUUCUUCAUCCUUCAUCUUCCUUCUUCACAAGUCUGCUUCACUGCCUUCAAAUGUAUCGGAUCAUUAUGCUUUGCUUUCUCUUAAAACUGGUUUAGCUUCUGAUCCCCUUCGAGUAACGUCUUCAUGGAACGAGUCGGGUCAUUUCUGCAACUGGAACUACUAUCUAGGAAACUUUUCUUCAGUUACAGUGAUUUCUACAGCUGGAAAUAGAUUAAGUGGAGAGAUUCCAAGUACACUUGGUAGGCUCCAAAACUUGAAGAUUCUGGCUAUUGGCUUGAAUAAGCUAUCUGGUGUCAUCCCUGGUGUGAUCUUCAAUUUAUCAUCAUUGCUUGAAAUUGACUUACCGGAGAAUCAACUCCAAGGGAAUAUACCAUGGGAUGUAUUUCUUACCCUUCCAAGACUGCGAAGACUUAACGUUGGAAGGAAUCAGCUAACGGGACAAGUCCCUGCUUCAGUAUCAAACGACACAUAUCUUGUGGAAUUUGGACUGAAUCGUAACAAUUUUCUUGGCAAGAUACCAACUUUUGGAGCUCUGACGAAUCUGCAAUGGAUUGCACUGAAUGGUAAUCAACUUGGAUAUGAGAGAGAUGAUGAUUUGAGUUUCAUUCCCUCAUUGAGGAAUUGCACUCAGUUACAAGUUCUGCAUAUUAGUGAGAACGACCUUCGAGGAGUUUUUCCUAGAUCUUUAGCCAACAUAACUAAGCUUAGGCGAUUUACUCUGGGAGGAAACUUAAUAUCUGGAGAUAUCCCUAGUGAAAUAGGGGUUCUGUCCCAUUUAGAGACACUUUACAAUUGGUCAAACCAACUUAGUGGAAGUAUUCCUGAUUCUAUUGGGAAACUUCAGAGAUUAAACAUAUUAUCCCUCUUCUCUAACAGAUUAUCAGGGAAUAUACCUUCUUCUAUGGGGAAUUUAACUAUGCUGACUCAACUCUAUCUGGGAGAAAAUGACUAG